CCUGCCUCUCCGCCGGGAGAACAAGUCCAGCGCGGAUAGCGAAAGUACAGCGCAACCUGCGAGCCGCUCCACAGAUAUUAACAUGACUCGACGGCCGAGAAACAGUGUUUACAGCAGUGAGGAGGAUGAGGACGAGACCGAGAUGUACGACCACGAUUAUGAUGGAUCGCUGGCCAAGGCAGGGAAACGGCACCUCGGCAAAACUCGCUGGACGCGAGAAGAGGAUGAGAAGUUAAAGAAACUCGUUGAGCUUCAUGGAUCAGAAGACUGGAAGCCUAUUGCAAGCUUACUAACUAAUCGUACAGAUGUGCAGUGCCAGCACAGGUGGCAGAAGGUUCUCAACCCAGAGCUCAUCAAAGGGCCGUGGACCAAAGAGGAGGACCAGAGGGUGAUCGAGCUGGUCCAGAAGUAUGGAGCCAAGCGCUGGUCGGUGAUCGCCAAGCACCUGAAGGGGCGUAUCGGCAAGCAGUGCCGCGAGCGCUGGCACAACCACCUGAACCCAGAGGUGAAGAAGACGUCGUGGACGGAGGAGGAGGACCGGAUUAUCUACCAGGCACACGAGAAGCUGGGCAACCGCUGGGCCGAAAUCGCUAAGCUGCUCCCCGGCAGGACCGACAACGCCAUAAAGAACCACUGGAACUCCACCAUGAGGCGGAAGGUGGAGCAGGAGGGCUAUCUGCAGAUCACGGCGAAGAACGCCAACUCCUCGCUCUCCAUCAGCCACGGCUACGUCAAGACCCACAAUCACAUCCUGGGUUUCCCCCACCACUCGCCCGGUCACGCGCAGCUGCCGCACAACUACGCCUACAUCUCCGACACACACAGAGUACCGUUCCCCAUGGCCUUGUCGUUGAACCUCCUUAACAUUCCCCAGCAUGGAACGGCUGCUAUACAGAGACACUAUAGUGAGGAGGACCCUGAGAAGGAGCAGAGGGUGAAAGAGAUCGAACUGCUGCUCAUGUCAACAGAAGAUGAGCUGAGAGGCCGGCCAUCACUACCGAUGAAUUUGUCCUUUCCCAGCUGGGCCAGCCAGAGCUCUUUGUCCAACAGCUCUGAGGGUGUGAUGUUGUUUCCUCAUCACCAGGCAGCCGCGCCGGCCCUGCCCCUGGACCAGAGCUGUCUACCCGAGGAGAGCGCCUCUGCAGCACGCGCCCACAGCAAUAACGGCAGCCACAAUCACAGCAACAGCAACAGCCAUCACAGCAGUCCGACGUUCUCAAAUACCAUGCCGGAGUUCAUGGAAUGCGUCAUUGAUUCAAGCCUCUCCUCAGUGGAUGAGGCCCCUACCAGGGAGCUCUUGGUCAGAAACCUUCCCUAUUCGCCCUCACAGUUUCUCAACCAGUCAAUGAGCCCAGAACACUCCGACAACGACAGUUUACCAAUGAGCUCACCCGUGGACUCAAAGCCUCUGAUCAACCACACUAUCAGGCACCAGAAACAGGAGGAAAUGUUCAGAAAUCCAAACAUUCGUCGCUCGAUCCUGGAGUCAUCCCCUUGUACACCCACGCCUUUCAGGUCAGCUCUGGCCAUGCAGGAGGCCAAGUACGGACCUGUUAAACUACUGAACUCUCUGGAGCAACAGAUGGUAAAAUCCAUCAAACAGGAGCCGAUGGAGUGUGCCAUUGAGCAGCCUCCUCUGAAGAAGAUAAAACAAGAGGUGGAGUCCCCAUGUGAGAGGAGCCCGUGUUUGCAGUGGGACGGACAAGACCUUCACACACAGCUCUUCUCCCCAAACGGCCCCGCACAGGAAGUACCUGACCUACUUUCUAGCUCAUUACUGAAUCAAGACGGACACAGAAACUACCACCUCCCUCGCAGAGGCAUGGGCAGCCCGCUACAGCAGCUCAGUUCCUGGGAGCAGGCGACCUGCGGGAAAACAGAGGAGCACGUCUUGGCCUCAGAGCAGAGCCAUAAGUACAUCAACACUUAUUCUACGAGGACGCUGGUCAUGUAGACAGAGACACACGUUGAACUGGAAAGAUCAACCAUCCCUGCGCUGGACGCAGCGCUGCGGGUUACAUAUUUGUUGUGGUACAACAGUUGGGAGAGGCUCUAUGCCAUUGGUGUUUUUACACUCACACUUGUUGGAUUUCAACCAACCAAAGACUAAAACAAGUUUUUUAUUUUUAUUUUUGAAAUGCAUCGAAUUUGCUCUGGGUUCUAUCGUACGUCCUACUACGUGUGGUCUUCGUCAUUAUGUUAUUAUCCAUGUUGUAUUAUAAAUGGGAAACGGUGGAUAUAUGAUUUGCGUUGGGCUGUAUUGUUAAUUCCGAAUUUUGAUAUUAAUAUAAAGAACAAGUUGAUUAAUUUAUUUCCUUUGUUUUCAUAAUGGUAAUGUUGUUGUUUUGUUUUUUUAAAUUGGCCAAUGGAUCAGUGUUGUAAGUUAAGUAUUUAAGCCCUGUUAGCAUUAUCAUAAAUCCAAAGGCAUAUUAAUGAAUUUAAAACUGACCUCUUUAUUUCAGUCAUGGAACUUUUCUGUUUCUUUAUUAUUUUUAUUUUUUAACAGGCUACAAUGUGUUUACUGUUUAUUUCAAGUGUUUGGUCCGUGCCCCCUCAUGUAAACACUUAACUACUGAACAAGAACAGCUGCGUCCGUUCUUACAUGGUGAUUCAACAAUGAAUGAUCGUAUUUUACACAACAGAAGGGGCCAGCCUUAUUAGUAUUACCUGACUAACACAUUGGCACCUUUAUUUCACAUAAAUUGAGUUUUCAUUUCAACUUUUUGAUUUAUUUCUCGCCAUCACAGUAACCUGUGUGGCAAAACUAUCAAUGAACAAAUAUUAUAUUUGUUAAGACUUUAAGUAUAUAUAUAUAUAUAUAUAUAUAAAUCUUAAAUGAGCUUAUAUACCCAGUAAGAGUAAGACCAAGCUGCACUUCAAUCUUAUAUUCUCCAUAAAAAGCGAGAGUACUAAACACUGAUAUUUUAUACAAUGUUACAAACAAAUCCCAACUGAAACUUUUGUAUGGUUUUUGUUUUCACACAUUUCUUUGUAUGUUUUUUUUGUAUUUUUGUAUCAUGCUUGAUCAACCAGCAUUUUGUUCUCUUACUAAUACUGCAGUAGCCCACGUCAAACACUUAGCAGACAAUCUUUUUAUACGCCUUGUUUUUAUACUAGCUUUUGAGCAAAAAAAUGAUUUUAUAAAAGCAUUUAUACACGCCAAGUUUUCAUGUUUUUAUACUUUUCUAUACUGCCUAGUAAAUAAAGUGUGUUGUUUUUAUUACAGCCUUGCAUUCCGUGUCAUUUUGGGGAAAAUUAUUUUAAAGAAAACAACUCAAUAAGAGGUAACAGUGAGAGCAAUUGAAAAACGGUUCCUCUGAACAUCUCCAUAUAUUUGAAGUGUAGAUAUGCUUUUACCAGUCAAUACUUACAAGUACACUUAGCCUGUAGUUGUAAACUGGACUGUGAAGGCACACUGUUGUCUAGACUAGUUCUUUAAAGUGAAUCACCAAUUUGCUCUCUGGUGUUUAUGCAAAUUUGUGUGAGGGCUUUUGUAACCGAAUACUCUGACCUAAUCUCUCUCACACACUCUCACUCACUCACUCACACACACACACACACACACACACACGCACACUCCUGUGGAAACAAAGGUCCGCUGUC
This is a messenger RNA of Anarrhichthys ocellatus (wolf-eel), 3603 nucleotides long. RefSeq names its product v-myb avian myeloblastosis viral oncogene homolog (gene myb). The record is from RefSeq and is a predicted model, not a curated record. Gene Ontology annotation, biological process: regulation of DNA-templated transcription. Bases 83 to 1954 code for a protein of 623 amino acids. Lineage: Eukaryota; Metazoa; Chordata; Actinopteri; Perciformes; Anarhichadidae. The transcript is spliced from 16 exons. Gene Ontology annotation, cellular component: nucleus. Gene Ontology annotation, molecular function: RNA polymerase II cis-regulatory region sequence-specific DNA binding; DNA-binding transcription factor activity, RNA polymerase II-specific.